Fundulus heteroclitus (mummichog) is the source of this 3180-nucleotide messenger RNA. Its product is annotated as actin filament-associated protein 1-like 2. Gene Ontology annotation, molecular function: SH3 domain binding; SH2 domain binding. Gene Ontology annotation, cellular component: cytosol. The record is from RefSeq and is a predicted model, not a curated record. Lineage: Eukaryota; Metazoa; Chordata; Actinopteri; Cyprinodontiformes; Fundulidae. Gene Ontology annotation, biological process: inflammatory response; positive regulation of interleukin-8 production; positive regulation of epidermal growth factor receptor signaling pathway. The coding region runs from base 570 to 2414 and encodes 614 amino acids. The transcript has 16 exons.
GAACCAGGCCUGACAGAGAGUUUGAGGACCAGAAGUGGGACUCCACACUGUUGGAUGCUUUAAGAUGUUUGUGGGAAAGAAUGGGACAAAUAACAUCUGGAACCCUUCCUGGCUUUGAAUGCACGACCACAGAAUAUGGCUUUUAACUGCUGGGAGAGGAGUGAAAUCCCUGCAGAGUGGGAACAACUAAAACCCGCGUUUUGGAAUGUGUCAGAGUCUGAAAUGCUAAAAAUGAUGCUAAGAGCUAAAACGAAGACAAAAGAUGUCAUAAACUGGCUAAAGACAGACAGAUAGGAAACAAAAGUCAGAGGAAAAAAUGUGUGAAUCAAAGCAGGUUUGUUGCUUGUUUUUUUCCCUCUGUGUCCAACACAUAAUGAGAUUGUUGGUCCGCCUCUCCCUCCUCCUCCUCCAUGCGCUGAGGUCUCACAGAGGCAGGACUCGGCUGCCGGACCUCAAACUGCUUCCCACAGACCCAGCAGUGGGAGUUCAGGGAGGACUUGAGACGGCUGUUUUGGAUUCUUUCAGCUGAGAUAUGAGCCAGAAGAUGAGCUGCCGCUGAGACAACAGACAUGGACAAGCAGAAAGUUCUGGCCAAGCUGAUCUGGGACCUGCAGUCCUUCCUGACGGUUCUGGACUCGGAGAACCUGAGCUACAUCGCUCAGGCUCAGAAGAAAUCGAUCUCAGAACUACUUUCCAAACUGCAGACUCCAGACGCUCCAGUGGAAGAUGCAGAGUACAUGGUGAUGAGCUGUCCGGCGUCGUCUCCGAGCACCGAGAACGUCGACCCACCUGGACCAGAAGGAGUUUGGUUGUCUGAGCUGGUCUCAAAUCAGGACUCCUCUGCCUGGCUCAGGAACGGGAUGCAGGGCCCAGCCGUUCCUCCUCAUCCUCCAGGUGGGCUCGGGGGCGAUGAUGAUGAGGAGGAUACCUACGAGGAAGCAGCACCUUACGUGCCAGUGGCUGACGUCUCCAACACAGAGAGGGCGGAGUCAGAAAGCAGUCACUACGAGUCAUAUGGGGAGGAAGAUGAUGAUGAGGAGGAAGGAGAUGGCCUCGUGAAGGACAGAGCUCACUACAUCCAGUGGAGCACCUCACAGAUCUGUCUGCGGCCCACGCCAGAGUCCCGGCUCUGCGGCUACCUGUGGAGGAGGAGGUGGCUCGGACAGUGGAGCAAACAGCUCUUCAUCGUCAAGAAUGACAUGCUGCUGUGCUAUAAGUUUGCUCGGGACCUGCUGCCUCAGCUGGAGUUGAACCUUCACGGCUGUCAGUUGUUCUACAAGUCGAAGAGCCACGCUAAGAUCCAGCACCAGCUCAAACUGGUCCCGGUGGGCUCAGAGUCCCUGGUUCUGGGCUACAGCAGCUUCCAGCAGGCGGACGAGUGGAGGAGGGUGAUUGAAGAGGUGAGCGUUGGAGGUGAGGUUGAGACUCAGAGCUUUUCUUCUCUGAGUAAAUCGGAUCAGCGUCUGUCCUGCAGGUCCAGUACAGUCCAGACCGACUCUGAUGAGGAGAAGCCUUCAGCGUACUCCAGCCUCAACAGAGAAAAAGGGUUCCUGAACGUUCUCAUGAACUGUCAGUGGCAGAGUCUGCUGUGCCAGGUGGAGGACGGAGUCCUCAACAUGUACGGAGAGGAAGUCGAGAACGAGGAGGAGGAGGAGGUGAAGCGCUCGCCUCAGUACACGGUCCAGCUCAGAGGCUGUGAGGUCAGAGCUGGGGCAGACACAGACCACUCCUACAGAAUCACACUGAGCAUGCUCGGUGACCAGGUGGCCGUGCUGGAGGUGAGCUCGUUAGAGGAAAAACAAAAGUGGCUGAAGAUUCUGCAGGACGGAGCUGCCAGUCAUGGUUUUAAUGACAACAAGACACCGGAGCACACAGGUGGCGCCUUCAGUGGGCUGCAAACUCGCAGAUUUCCCACCUCCAACACCUACAUGGACGACCCCUUCUGUCUGAGCAGAACCACCAGAAACCAGCCCAUCUACUCCAACUCCUCCAUGAUGGACCCCAAGCUUCACAGCUCUCAGGAUUCAGUUCACCGUAACUCGUUGUUGUCCAGAGACUCGGUGACCUACAGCAACACGGUGCUGACCAGCACCGGCACCAGCGGCACCAGCGGCAACCGGACGGCGGUGCAGCGCGACGUUCAGAAGCUGAAGCUGGUCGAUACGCCGACCGUGCAGCUCAGAUCCGGGUCCGAAACCAACCUGGCAUCUGCUGUGAAGCGAAACAAGCGCACCUCCUUCAGGCAGUCUCUGGCCAUCUGCACUGAGCGCGCUCAGGUGGGGUUCCUGAAUCCUCUGCUGCGACGCACGGCUUCGGCUAAAAACUCGCUGAGACGAGCUCCUUCGGCGCUCUUCAUAGAACAUGGGAAGGUUUUCCAGAGGAAGAAGGAAUGGGAGACCAAAGCGGCUGCUUGAUGUUCUCCUCACCAGCGUCCUGCCAGGUCGCCGACUGUGGAACAUCUGCAGUCUAACAGGAGAACCAUCGUUUCUGCUCUGAUUGGUUGUUUGGACUCAAAUAGCAUAGGUCAUGCUGCAGGCACCAGGGUAUUUCUGAGGGUGACCAACCUAAACUAUUUGUUUUACUCCAGAUUAGUAUUAUUGUACAUGAUUAACUGUCCCUGAGUCCUGGUUUGCCUUUUUUGUAUCUGAGCUGCGGCUCCUGGAUUCAGUUUGCCCCUCAACACACCGUUUUGGCUCCUGUUCCUUUAAGGCUGCAGUCCCUUUGCUUCUGAUUGGCUGUUGGGGGUGGUAACGUAUGACCAUAUAAGGACAUGCAACAGUUGGAAAAACUGCCUGAUCAGCGAUGGAGGCCAGUUACAGAUUGGUCAAAAGCAAGAAGCUGCCCAGGGCCUCAUAAAAAAACAGGACUAAAGCUUCACUGGUGCCUCUGCACAUUUGGUACAUAACAUAGAAAUGUUGCUUUAAAUACUCUCCAAAGGACCUAAAACCCUACCGGUUAUCGUUAGUGAAGAAAGUCAACCUGCUGCUGUUGGUGAAAGGGGUAUGGCAACACAUUUAUCAUAUAAUAGUUAGAAAAGAUGAAUUAUUGCUGGAGAAGUAAAGAGGUUAGGAGCAAUGAUUGACCAAUUAUUUAAAAGCUGUUUUACUCACCAGUCAACUGGAAAUUAAUGGUGAAUAAAAAAAAAAAACUAAACUAAAACAAAGUUUUAGUUUGGGGGGG